This is a messenger RNA of Parascedosporium putredinis, 1794 nucleotides long. The record is from the annotation of a GenBank genome assembly. Lineage: Eukaryota; Fungi; Ascomycota; Sordariomycetes; Microascales; Microascaceae.
AUGCCGUCCGCUACCUCUUCGAGACACAUUAUUGUUGGUGUCGACUUCGGCACGACUUACUCCGGUGUUGCCUGGACCGUUGCCCAUCGUCCUGAGCGCCUUGCCACCAUAACUACUUGGCCUGACGCUGCUGGCCAUGACCUAGUCUCUGAUAAAGUUCCUACAAAACUCCGGUAUGAAGGGAACGGACCCGCCCAAUGGGGAUUUACAAUUCCCACCAGUGUUCCCCAGCACGAGGUUCUUGAAUGGUUUAAGUUGGAUCUUGACCCGACACUCCCCACCAUCGGCCAGCCCAUUGGAGACGAAAUUACUGGUGGUCGCUCCGCCGACACUCUAGUCGCCGAGUAUCUCGCCUCUCUUCGCGACCACCUCGCGGCUACUCUGCAGGCUAAGUUUGGGGCCAACAUCGUUCGGACAGCAUCCUUCUCCUUUGUUAUAACCGUCCCCGCCAUCUGGAGCGAAACUGCCAAGGAUAGAAUCACCCACGCUUUCCGGACUGUGCUGUCCGUAGACCCUUGGCCUCGCAAUCCGGCCAUCAACAUCAUUUCCGAACCCGAAGCUGCCGCUGUAUCAGCCCUUACCUCCAUCUCAAAGACUCACGCCCCUCGGCCGGAUGACACCUUUGUUGUCGUGGACGCUGGAGGCGGCACCGUUGAUGCCAUCAGCUAUUCCAUCUCAAAGCUUGGGCCCCUAGAGCUUCGCGAAGCAGCUCCUGGUUGUGGCUCGAUAUGUGGGUCGGCGUUCCUCAACAUGCGUUUCGGCAAGUACAUCAAGCUCAAGUUCGGACAAGAGCUCGGCUUCACCGACGAAGUUUAUGCCGAAGCUAUGGACUUCUUCGAAAAAGUGGCCAAGCGCACCCUCGUCAUCAACACACCGCCUUCCACCACGUUUGCCGUUCCCAUGAGACUCCCUGACAACCCACAACUCGGCGUAGCGGGUGGCGUGUAUCCCCUAACGGUCUCGGAGCUCAAGACCCUUUUCGAGCCCGUCAUUCUCGAGACGAUUAAGCUCGUCAAAGAGCAGGUUGCCAACACGCCUGGCAACAUUCGUGCCGUGCUUCUUGUGGGUGGGUUUUCCGCCUCCACGUACCUUCUUGAGAGGGUAAAAAUAGCGCUGGGAGAUCACAUGGAGGUGCUUAGGCCGAACGACGGGUGGGCCGCCGUCGUCAAGGGCGCUGUGAUGAGGGGGCUAGAGCACGCCGUAAAGGAAGAUGUUUCCGAGGCACGACUAUCGGAUGGGCACGCCCCGGCCGUUGCCACCGGCCUCGUAAACGCCUGCGCAGAGGAUGAAAUCGAUGUCGGAAAUGGGGCCAAGGUCAGUUAUGGUGUUGAAAGUGAGGUGGCCUUCAACGAGGACAUCCACGGCUCAGUAAGGGAGAGACGCUAUUGGUCUGGCCGAGAGGGCCGGUACAAGAUCCGUGUAAUGAACUGGUUCAUUCGCCGUACUAUACCAUUCGCCGCCACUCCGCCCCACUCCUUUGUCCGCGCCCCGGUCCUCUCCGCCAUCAUCUACCGCAAUCUACGGGCCGCCCCUCUUGUUCGCGACGCCGCUACCCGCCCCAUCUGCAAACUCGUGGCCGAUCUUGGCACGCUUCCCAGAUCAGAACUUCCCCGCAAGACUAUGGGCUUUGACGGCAAGUGGUACUGGGGCUUCAUCUUUGGAGUCGAAGCCGCGUGCGCCGAGAGCACAACUGCUUUCUCAAUCGUGUAUAAAGGUAUGAAUUUAGACCCUAAGAUGAUUCUUAUCCCUUCAUCCCUCCCUUCCCUCCUUACCCCACAUCUGGGAAGGACGUGA